AUGGUUACUAUGACGAGGCUCUUGACUACUUGUACAGCCUGCCCUUCACUUGGUCCCCGAAGAUAUUUUCAGUCCAGCGAAUACAGAAAACCCAGAGGAUCUGUGAAGAUGAUGUACAGUUCACAACCACAUCCUGUUCUGAGAAUGCAGAGCCACGCAGGGUUAAGGCCUUCCAAUGCGUUGGAUCUUGUGGCAAGGUCUGCACAAUGUUUCUUUCGGCAUAACUACAUUGGGUCAGAGCAUCUUCUGCUUGGUCUUCUUCGUGAAGGGGAAGGUGUUGCAGCUCGUGUCCUGGAGAAUUUGGGUGUAGAUCCUACUAACAUCCGAACUCAGGUUAUACGUAUGGUCGGGGAGAACAAUGAAGUCACCGCAAGCGUUGGUGGAGGAUCCAGCGGAAACAAUAAAUUAGCAACACUUGAAGAAUAUGGGACUAACUUAACUAAACUAGCAGAGGAGGGUAAACUGGAUCCGGUUGUUGGAAGGCAACCGCAGAUCGAACGAGUGGUCCAGAUCUUGGGUCGAAGAACCAAGAACAACCCUUGUCUUAUUGGAGAACCUGGAGUUGGAAAGACAGCGAUAGCUGAAGGACUUGCACAGAGAAUUGCCGGUGGUGAUGUUCCUGAAACAAUUGAGGGGAAGACGGUUAUAACCCUUGAUAUGGGUCUUCUAGUGGCUGGAACCAAGUACCGUGGAGAAUUCGAGGAGAGAUUGAAGAAGCUUAUGGAAGAAAUCAGGCAAAACGAUGAGAUUAUUCUGUUUAUUGAUGAAGUGCACACGCUGAUCGGUGCAGGAGCCGCCGAAGGUGCCAUUGAUGCUGCUAACAUCUUAAAGCCAGCUCUUGCAAGAGGUGAAUUGCAGUGUAUUGGUGCAACAACAUUGGAUGAGUACAGGAAGCACAUUGAGAAAGAUCCUGCACUGGAGAGACGGUUCCAGCCUGUGAGGGUACCUGAACCAACUGUAGAGGAAGCUAUACAGAUCUUGCACGGUCUCCGUGAGCGAUAUGAGAUCCACCACAAGCUCCGGUACACCGACGAGGCCUUGGUUGCUGCUGCGCAAUUGUCACAUCAGUACAUCAGUGAUCGGUUUCUUCCCGACAAAGCGAUUGACUUGAUUGAUGAAGCUGGGUCUCGUGUUCGCCUACGUCAUGCUCAGGUACCUGAGGAAGCUAGAGAGCUUGAAAAGCAACUCAGACAGAUCACUAAGGAGAAGAAUGAAGCUGUGCGAGGCCAAGACUUUGAGAAGGCUGGUUCUCACCGUGACCGUGAGAUAGAGCUUAGGGCUGAGAUAGCUAAUGUUUUAGCCAAAGGCAAAGAAGUGAGCAAAGCUGAGAAUGAAGCUGAAGAAGGAGGACCUACCGUCACCGAAUCCGACAUCCAACACAUUGUCUCCACCUGGACAGGAAUCCCGGUAGAGAAAGUCUCGUCUGACGAAUCUAGCCGCCUUCUCAAGAUGGAGCAGACCCUUCACACAAGAGUCAUUGGCCAAGACGAAGCCGUCAAAGCCAUUAGCAGGGCCAUCCGCCGUGCACGUGUGGGACUCAAGAACCCGAACCGUCCCAUCGCAAGUUUCAUCUUCUCUGGUCCGACCGGUGUGGGGAAAUCAGAGCUCGCCAAGGCCUUGGCUGCUUACUACUUCGGUUCAGAAGAAGCAAUGAUCCGUCUCGACAUGAGUGAGUUCAUGGAACGACACACGGUUUCAAAGCUCAUCGGUUCGCCUCCUGGUUACGUAGGAUACACAGAAGGAGGUCAGUUAACCGAGGCGGUUCGACGCAGGCCCUACACGCUUGUCCUCUUCGACGAAAUCGAGAAAGCGCAUCCCGAUGUUUUCAACAUGAUGCUUCAGAUCCUAGAAGACGGGAGACUGACGGACAGCAAAGGAAGAACCGUCGAUUUCAAGAACACGCUUCUGAUCAUGACAUCAAACGUAGGAAGCAGCGUGAUCGAAAAGGGCGGUAGGAGAAUCGGGUUUGAUCUCGACUACGACGAGAAAGACAGUAGCUACAACAGAAUCAAGAGCUUGGUGACUGAGGAGCUAAAACAGUAUUUCAGACCGGAGUUCUUGAACAGGUUGGAUGAGAUGAUUGUUUUCAGACAGUUGACGAAGCUGGAAGUCAAGGAGAUAGCUGAUAUAAUGCUUAAGGAAGUGGUGGUGAGGCUGAAGGACAAGGAGAUUGAGCUUCAGGUGACUGAGAGAUUUAAGGAGAGAGUGGUUGAUGAAGGAUUCGACCCGAGUUACGGUGCGAGGCCGCUAAGACGAGCGAUUAUGAGGCUUUUGGAAGAUAGCAUGGCGGAGAAGAUGCUGUCGAGGGACAUUAAAGAAGGAGAUUCUGUGAUUGUUGAUGUUGAUGCAGAAGGAAAAGUGGUUGUGUUGAAUGGGAACAAUGGAGGUGGUGGUGGUCUCGUUGCUGAUGAAGCCUUCGAGGAUCUAAUUCCUGUGUUGUAG
Thlaspi arvense is the source of this 2442-nucleotide messenger RNA. NCBI's taxonomy places the organism in Eukaryota, Viridiplantae, Streptophyta, Magnoliopsida, Brassicales, Brassicaceae. The record is from the annotation of a GenBank genome assembly.